UAUCUGACAUUCUUCACCUAGUCUAGCCCUACUAAUGACAAUGGAGGCGUCGGUGGCAGACUGCGUCCUCGGCGUCACCGAGCUCCUCGAGAACAUCCUCCUCAAGCUCUCGAUCCGCGAUAUCUUCCAAGUCCAGCGAGUGUGCAAGCAGUGGAAGGUCCUCAUCGACACCUCUCCUUCCCUGCAGGAGGCCAUGUGGCUCGCAACGCUCAGUCCUUCUUCACCACCGACCGAGUACGAAACUAUCACGUAUCCGAAUGACCGAUACCCACCUUUCUUCAAUCCAUCCACUACCGACGAACGCGCUGUCGCCGCUCAACACCUCAACCCGUUCUUACCUCAGCGUAGCUACGGAACUCUGUUGAAAGUUGUCGAUUUUAUGAACUGGGGUCAAUCCACGAACAGGCUCGUCAUUCCUGCUACCGACGUUGACAGCUUCAGUCCUGGUGGGAAAGGAUGCGGUAGGACGAGCUGCGAGAAGAUGCAAGUGUGCAAACCGCCAUGCACGGGUUUUGCCGCGUUCUGCUACCACAUGGAUGGGAACGGAGUGCCGCGAACAUCAUCUUUGAUGCCUUUGCAUAAUGCCACUGGCUUGAGACUGGGGGAUGUGAUGAAGGCAAUCGCGUCGUUGAAGUAGUCACAAGCUGGGCUUGAGCUCAGGCAACAAAAGUCCAGCAGUCGAGUUGGACACUGGUCCGGCUUCUUCGAACGCCAAAUACCUGUUCAAACCUGAUGAAGGCAAGGAUAGGGGUAGAAUGGACUCUCAUCAUGGACAUUUAAUCCUAAACACAC
Molecule: messenger RNA, 792 nt
Organism: Mytilinidion resinicola
Lineage: Eukaryota; Fungi; Ascomycota; Dothideomycetes; Mytilinidiales; Mytilinidiaceae
Exons: 1
Coding region: 41-637 (198 amino acids)
Molecular function (GO): protein binding
Source: RefSeq, a predicted model, not a curated record